GGCGACAAAGAACAUCAAGCGACGAAACAGAGCUGCCAAUAAAACGAAGGGCUUUUGACAAACAGCUGAAACAUGAAAUUGCUGUGUAGUGCUUGAAGAUAACCAUUGUUCAUAUGGUGUUUUGCUGACAGUUGUAUUUAAUUUAACAUACUAUUUAUUUUCAUACGUUUUUGUCAUGUCAGUGAACAGAGAAGAAGUUCUAGCCGAUUUUCAGGCGUGUACAGGAAUAGAUGACGUUGCAGAAGCAAUUCUGCAUUUGGAAGAAACUAACUGGGAUCUUUUGGGUGCUAUUAAUCGUGUGAUGCCCCAAGACACACAGACACUGCCGUCAGAAGUGGAUCCUGAUGUUCAAAUGGUGGAAGAAGUGAAACGUCCACGUUCUGUGUCUACAAGAGUUACUCGCGCUAGCAGUUCUAAACUAUCGAGUGGUGCUAACAGUUCUCACCGUUUUCGUAUGCCAACGAGUAUCAGCGCCGAUGUCAUCUCUCUUCCUUCAACGUCUCAUGGUCGUGAAGCCAGAUCACUGAAUUUUCAUGUGUACUUCAGAGAGAGGGAUGCUAAACUCACAGUUUCAGAUACAGAUACUGUUGGUGAACUAAAAAGCACUAUAUUUGCACGUUUGGGAGUGCCAGUGUGUCAGCAGACUCUUCAAGGGUGGAAGAAUAAUCCAAAGUCUGAUUCAGUAACAUUAUCUAGCCUGAAUCUUCCAAAAGAAAACACACUUUAUGUUAUUGUUCCAGACCUUGAAGACGGGUGUACUGCUGCAGAAGAGUCGAAAUUUGUUGAGAGACUGAUUCAGACGUACACUCUUAACAUUCAUGAUCAAACAAAUAAUAAAACUUACAAGCUAAAGUUCUUGGGCUCUAAAACUAUUCUUGAAGUGAAGACCGAUGUGUAUACUCUCACAGAUAUACCAGUGAGGCAUCAGGUGUGGAAAGGUUGGCCACCAAAUGUUGUAAAUGACAAAACGACAUUAGCAUGUUCUGGCAUAAAUUAUCCAUCCCAUGAUUUUGUUUUGGAGCGAGCAGCCUCUACAGCCAACAGUGAUAAGAGAAUUGUUGUUGAUCUGGUGGAGAGUGACAAUAGCUCAGCAGAAGAGUUUGAAGAUGCAUCAGAAACAUUUGCUGUUGAAGACGAUAUCUUCGUUGAUGUUGAAACUAAAAGAAUGCAGCCCUUAAUUCCAGAUAACGUAGAGGAUGAAACUGCUGCCUGCAUUCACUUUUGUGACCAGUUUACAAGUCGUUAUGGUUCGUCACAUCCAGAUUUUUUCCCAGGAUCUUUGGAAGAUGCAAUUAAAGAGGCUUGUAUGAAACCUGCAAAAGAUCGGCGGCUGUUGGCUAUUUAUCUCCAUCACGAUGCAAGUGUCUUGACAAAUGUGUUCUGCACACAGCUUCUAGGAUAUGAAUCAGUUCUGCAGUGCCUGAGUAAUCACUUUGUUGUGUGGGGCUGGGAUCUCACGCACGAAUCCAACAAACAAAAGUUUUUGGCAUCAGUUUCUAAGGCACUUGGGUCAGUUGCCGCAAUGACAAUCCGCAGCAUUGAUGUGGACACACUUCCUGUUUUGAUAAUUAUAAUGCGGAUGAGAUCUACAACAGACAUAUAUACAGUAGUGCAUGGCAAUAUUGGAGUAAAUGAACUACUUACAAGUUUAGUUCAAGCUGUAGAGGUAUUUACGGAGCAACAGCGAAUAGAUGUGAAGGAGGAAGAAGACCGAGCAGCUAGGGAACGUGUUAAAAUGGAGCAGGAUGCAGCUUACCAAGAAUCAUUAGCAGCUGAUAGAGCAAAAGAAGAAGCAAAACGCCGCCAGGAAUUAAUGGAGUCGAAAGAGAAAGAGAGAAAACAGAUAUUACGGCAAGAGAUAGAACUUAUUCGAGAAGCCUACCGUCUUGAAAUAGAAUCUCAGCUGCCGGAGGAACCAGAGGAAGAUUCUGGGGAAGAUAUAACAAAAAUAAGAUUCAGAUUGCCUAAAGGAGAGACUGCUGUUCGUCGAUUUCGGGCACGAGCACCUUUAAAGGUGUUACUCGAUUAUUUAGUGGUGCUAGGUUACCCUCCAGAUGAAUACAAAGUAUUAUCCAGCUGGCCACGAAGGGAUCUUACUGCAUUGGAUCCAAAAAAUACAUUACAAGAACUAAAACUUUAUCCACAAGAAACUGUGAUUUUAGAAGAACGAUGAAAUUUUUCACGAAUAUGCCUUACAAUCUUUUUUUGUGAAGAAUUUUAAGUGGCUGAAAGGAAAGUAUCACGAAUACUUGUUAUGAGGCCAAAUGUCAAUACUGUACAUAUUUAAGCUGGGAACACUCUGUUGCCCAAUAAUUUUUUUGUUUGGGCUAACUUUCAUAAGUACAUAAAAUUAUACUUAGCUAUAAAAUCAUGUAUAUCUGCUCCACCACUUUUUUAUGUAAUGUUAUUUAUGAAACAAUUAGUUAUUUUUUGCCAAGAAAUUUUUGCCAUUUGAA
This is a messenger RNA of Schistocerca cancellata (South American locust), 2456 nucleotides long. RefSeq names its product FAS-associated factor 1 (gene casp). Gene Ontology annotation, molecular function: ubiquitin binding. Bases 176 to 2173 code for a protein of 665 amino acids. The record is from RefSeq and is a predicted model, not a curated record. The transcript is spliced from 14 exons. Lineage: Eukaryota; Metazoa; Arthropoda; Insecta; Orthoptera; Acrididae. Gene Ontology annotation, cellular component: endoplasmic reticulum; nucleus.